Molecule: messenger RNA, 1358 nt
Organism: Cinclus cinclus
Lineage: Eukaryota; Metazoa; Chordata; Aves; Passeriformes; Cinclidae
Gene: RPF1
Product: ribosome production factor 1 homolog
Exons: 9
Coding region: 1-978 (325 amino acids)
Biological process (GO): maturation of 5.8S rRNA; maturation of LSU-rRNA
Cellular component (GO): preribosome, large subunit precursor; nucleolus
Molecular function (GO): rRNA primary transcript binding
Source: RefSeq, a predicted model, not a curated record
AUGGCGGGUGAGGGCAGCGGCUCCGUGCCUGGGGAUGGCACCGGCCCGCCCGCCCCGGAGCGGGUGCUCUUCCCGCCCACCUUCAGCGUGUCCGAGAUCAAGAACAAGCAACGGCGGCACUUCAUGUUCCUUCGCUGGAAGCAGCAGCAGAGGAAGGAGAAGUUGGCUCUCAAGAAGAAGCGGAGGAAAGAGCGAGAGGCCCUCGGAGACAAAGCCCCUCCAAAAGCCAUUCCAAAGACUAUUGAAAAUCAGCGAGUGUAUGAUGAAACCACUGUAGAUCCCAAUGAUGAAGAGGUUGCUUUUGAUGAAGCAACUGAUGAAUUUGCACCGUAUUUUAAUAAACAGACAGUUCCCAAAAUUCUUAUUACAACAUCAGACCGACCUCGUGGGAGAACAGUGAGAUUCUGUGAGCAGCUGGCCACUGUUAUACCCAACUCACACGUCUACUAUCGAAGAGGACUGGCUUUGAAAAGAAUCAUCCCACAGUGCAUUGCAAGGGACUUCACAGAUUUAAUUGUCAUUAAUGAAGAUCGCAAAAUACCAAAUGGUCUUGUUUUAAGUCAUCUGCCCGAUGGUCCAACUGCUCAUUUUAGAAUGAGUAGUGUGCGUUUGCGUAAAGAAAUAAAGCGAAAAGGGAAGGAGCCCACAGAACACAUCCCUGAAGUGAUCCUGAAUAACUUCACAACGCGGCUCGGCCAUUCCAUCGGCCGCAUGUUUGCUGCUCUAUUCCCACACAAUCCUCAGUUCAUUGGAAGACAAGUAGCUACAUUUCACAACCAGAGAGACUACAUCUUUUUCAGAUUCCACAGAUACAUCUUCAAGAGUGAAAAGAAAGUGGGAAUUCAAGAACUUGGGCCACGUUUUACAUUAAAGCUGAGGUCACUUCAGAAAGGAACCUUUGAUUCCAAAUUUGGAGAGUAUGAGUGGAUUCAUAAGCGUCGAGAAAUGGACACAGUUAGAAGAAAAUUCCACUUGUGAGAUCUGCCAAUUUCUGAUGACCAGGAAUACAGCAGCUGCUUUGAAGUGCAGAUGAUCUUGGACUCCUAACUAAUGAUAAUGAUACUGAACAGUAUGUGUCUGCAGAAAGACAAACAGCAAACAUUAAAACUUUCUACAGCAGCAGAUCAAGUAGGAUGUGCCUUUCUUUCCAUUUGUAGGCAACGUGGAUAAGGACAGUGACUUUUUCCUGUUUAGCAAGAAAAAUUAUAGCCAUGUUUGAGCAACUUGUCAUUUAGCCAUCACUAAGGAUUUGCCAGAGGUGCUGCUAUGCUGUAGAAACAGAUUGUGCUUCACAACAUCGAAGACAGCAAAUAUGUUGGCUAAAGAAAUUUUCAAAAUAAAGUGUUUUUAGUUUUACA